AUGGACAGAAUGACAGAAGAUGCUCUGCGCCUCAACCUCCUGAAGCGGAGCUUGGACCAAGCCGAUGAGCGGGACGAUGUCCUGGCAAAGAGGUUGAAGAUGGAAGGCCACGAGGCCAUGGAGCGCCUCAAGAUGCUGGCGCUGCUCAAGAGGAAAGACCUCUCGGGCAUUGAGGUGCCCCACGAGCUCCCGGUGAAGCAGGAUGGGGUGAAGGGCUAUGAGGAGAAGCUCAAUGGGAGCCUCAGGCCCCACGGGGAUGGCAGGACUGCAGGGAGGCCGGGGAAGGAGAACAUCAAUGAUGAGCCGGUGGAUAUGAGCGCCAGGAGGAGUGAGGACAGAGGCCGAUUAACCCCUUCCCCAGACAUCAUUGUCCUCUCGGACAAUGAGGCAUCCAGCCCCCGUUCCAGCUCCCGCAUGGAGGAACGCCUCAAGGCAGCAAACCUGGAGAUGUUCAAGGGGAAGAGCAUAGAGGAGCGGCAGCAGCUGAUCAAGCAGCUCCGGGAUGAGCUCCGGCUGGAGGAGGCCAGGCUGGUGUUGCUGAAGAAGCUGAGGCAAAGUCAGCUGCAAAAGGAGAACGUGGUGCAGAAGACCCCAGUUGUCCAGAAUGCGGCGUCUAUUGUCCAGCCAUCUCCUGCUCAUGUGGGACAGCAGGGACUGUCCAAGCUGCCCUCCAGGCCUGGAGCUCAGGGGGUCGAGCCUCAGAACUUAAGGACAUUACAGGGUCACAGUGUCAUCAGGUCGGCCACCAACACGACCCUGCCCCACAUGCUGAUGUCGCAGCGAGUGAUCGCUCCCAACCCUGCCCAGUUACAAGGGCAGCGGGUUCCUCCAAAGCCCGGCCUCAUCCGCACGACAACUCCGAGCAUGAAUCCAGCCAUCAACUACCAGCCGCAAUCCAGUUCUUCUGUUCCUUGCCAGCGGACGUCGUCCUCAGCCAUCUACAUGAACCUUGCCUCCCACAUCCAGCCUGGCUCCGUGAACAGGGUGUCAUCCCCUCUCCCCAGCCCCAGUGCUUUGAACGACGCCGCCAAUUCCCAGGCAGCCGCCAAACUUGCCCUGCGGAAGCAGACCCUGAAAACCAGUUUCUGUGGGUGCAUUGUUGUCCCCCCCCCAAAGCCCCCCGCUCCCCUCCUGCAUUUCCUCCCCAGCGCAGCCAACAGCGAGUUCAUCUACAUGGUGGGGCUGGAGGAGGUGGUGCAGAGCGUUAUUGACAGUCAAGGGAAAAGCUGCGCAUCCCUCCUGCGUGUGGAGCCCUUUGUGUGCGCCCAGUGCCGCACCGACUUCACCCCGCACUGGAAGCAGGAGAAGAACGGAAAGAUCCUGUGCGAGCAGUGCAUGACUUCCAACCAGAAGAAGGCUCUGAAGGCAGAGCACACCAACCGGCUGAAGAACGCCUUCGUGAAAGCCCUGCAGCAGGAGCAGGCAAGUGCAUGGCCCCCCCUGCUCCCCGUGCCCUUGGAACCNNCCGCGGCCCCCGCCGUCUCCAGCGUCAGCAAGCAGGAGAACAUCAUGCGGCACCACACGCUCCGGCAGGCUCCGCAGCCACAGAGCUCUUUGCAGCGCGGGAUUCCCACCUCUGCCCGCUCCAUGCUCUCCAACUUCGCGCAGGCUCCGCAGCUCUCCGUGGCAGGCGGUCUCCUGGGCAUGCCAGGUAAUGUCCCACAUCCCGGCCGCGUCUGA
Molecule: messenger RNA, 1680 nt
Organism: Nestor notabilis (Kea)
Lineage: Eukaryota; Metazoa; Chordata; Aves; Psittaciformes; Psittacidae
Gene: GATAD2B
Product: GATA zinc finger domain containing 2B
Exons: 10
Coding region: 1-1680 (559 amino acids)
Biological process (GO): negative regulation of transcription by RNA polymerase II
Cellular component (GO): NuRD complex
Molecular function (GO): zinc ion binding; sequence-specific DNA binding
Source: RefSeq, a predicted model, not a curated record